This is a messenger RNA of Xiphophorus hellerii (green swordtail), 8570 nucleotides long. RefSeq names its product hypermethylated in cancer 2 (gene hic2). Gene Ontology annotation, molecular function: DNA-binding transcription factor activity, RNA polymerase II-specific; protein binding. The transcript has 2 exons. The coding region runs from base 286 to 2046 and encodes 586 amino acids. Gene Ontology annotation, cellular component: nucleus. Gene Ontology annotation, biological process: regulation of transcription by RNA polymerase II. NCBI's taxonomy places the organism in Eukaryota, Metazoa, Chordata, Actinopteri, Cyprinodontiformes, Poeciliidae. The record is from RefSeq and is a predicted model, not a curated record.
UUGUCCUGCCAUGUUGCAGGUAAAGUUGCCAGGGGUCUGGGUCUGAGAAAGUGGUCAAACCCUCCCACAGUGGGGUGUGUGUGUUUUCUGCUGCGCUCUGGGCUGGUUUCUAUUCAAAUAUGGGUCAGGGGUGAGGAAGCCUAACGUCAUAAGCUUGCAACAUGGCGUCCCGAAGGCUGUGAGAUGAGCAGGAGGAUGGUAAAGAACGCCUGAGAACGGUCCUACCGAUGUAAAAAGCUUUAGGUGGUGCACGUGUAGGAAGACAGAGAGAGAAGGAAGGAGGAAAUGGAACUGCCAAAUCAUGCCAAACAACUGCUGCUGCAACUCAACCAGCAGAGAGCCAAGGGCUUCCUCUGUGAUGUCAUCAUUGUGGUGGAGAACGCUCUCUUUCGCGCCCACAAGAACAUCCUGGCAGCCAGCAGCAUUUACUUCAAAUCUCUGGUCCUCCACGAUAACCUUAUUAACCUCGACACGGAGAUGGUGAACCCCUCUGUGUUCAGACAAGUCCUGGACUUUAUCUAUACUGGAAAGCUCCUGUCGUCGUCAGACCAGAGCAGCGAGCAGAACUUCAGUGCCCUCUUGACCGCAGCCAGCUACCUCCAGCUACAUGACCUCGCUGCUCUGUGCAGAAAGAAGCUCAAGCGCAGUAGUGGGAAGUCCCUACCAGGAAAACCCUCCACCCCAGGUCCACUCAGCCGCUUGCGCCUCAACAACCAGCGCCUCUCCUCUUCUACCCCUGCUGGUCCCAACAACCACUAUCCUCCGACCCCUUCGGAUGCCGACCAACCACAGCCAGAUGAAGGCCUUCGGGACAAACUGUCAGAUGAUGAAAUGUUUGUUGGGAGCACUGGGAAAACUGGGAAUGGGGGAAAUGGCAGCAGUAACGGUAAUCUCAGCAGUGGGGCAAGCGCUGGAGAGCCAGAUCUUGGGUUAGAUCUGUCCAAGAAGAGUCCUCACUCUGCUGGCACAGCAACUGAUGCCCUCAGCCCACACAGCAACUCCCAAGAAUCCCCCCAAUCUGCCUCAGUAUCCACAACCAACAGUGCCUCGCUGGAUGACUCCUCAACCACCCUGCCAGGUGUAGACACAUGCAUCUCAGAGAACAUGGAGCUAAAUUCUUCUAAGAUGCCAGAGGACUCCCAAAGCCAGCCCGAGGGCCCACCACCCCAGAAAAAGACUCGACAUGCUGCUCGUAAGAACGAAUGGCCCAAAAAAGAGGCAUUAGGGUUGAAGUCUGAAGAUCAUGACAGGCCUUUGGUCAACGGAGUGAUUGUAGGUCCUAAAGAUGGCCGCUCCUCUGGUGCUGGUGGAGGCAGUGGUAACAGCUUUGCAUCUGACCAGUCCUUCCAGUGUAAAGAUGAGGAAGAAGGGGGAGAAAAUGGCCAGGACCACAGUGAAGAAAGUGGUCAGAGUGAUGGAGAGAGUGCAGGAGGUGGAGGAGGAGCAGGAGGCGGGCACCAUAGCGCCAACUAUGUGUACCGGCAGGAAGGUUUUGAGCCAGCAUUUGGGGAUAACCUCUAUGUGUGCAUUCCCUGUGGUAAGGGCUUCCCCAGUUCUGAGCAGCUCAACGCUCAUGUGGAGACCCACACUGAAGAUGAGCUCUACAUCAAGGAAGAGGGAGGGACCUUUGUGAAAGAAGAGGAUGAGGAGGAGGCGGAGGACCUCUCUGCCCCUGUAGGUCCCUCCAGUUUUGGCUCUGAAACGCGUCCCUUCAAGUGUACCGUGUGCAGCAAGAGCUACAAAGACCCCGCAACUCUGAGGCAGCACGAAAAGAGCCACUGGCUGACCCGGCCCUUCCCCUGCAACAUCUGUGGCAAAAUGUUCACCCAGAGGGGAACCAUGACGCGCCACAUGCGCAGCCACCUGGGCCUGAAGCCAUUUGCAUGUGAAGAGUGCGGCAUGCGGUUCACACGGCAGUACCGCCUAACGGAGCACAUGCGAGUUCACUCCGGGGAGAAGCCGUACGAAUGCCAGCUAUGCGGUGGGAAGUUUACCCAGCAGCGCAACCUCAUCAGUCACCUGAGAAUGCACACCUCACCCUCUUAGAAACGCAUCAAGCCAAAGAACUACAGGAAGAGAGAAAAAGGAACAUUUCUCCACCUUUUUUCCAUCUCGGAAGCAAAGAAAUGCACACACAACAUACACACAGUUCUUGAAUCUGAUUCCAGUUUACGACACCCUGGCUGAGUGAACGGUGUAGCUGCUCGCCACAGUGCGCUCUCUUGGUGACGGUGGGAUCCCAUUGAUGCAAGGAUAGGGUCAUCGGUUACAGUGAAUGACAAGUGCUCGCCUCUCAGGAGUUUUUCGAGGGACUAUUUACUUGUGUCUCUCUCCAAAGUCACAAAGCCAUGGUGGAGAGGCACAGUUGGUUAAAUGUGAAUGUGGGCACCUCGUACCCCUCAGCCGCCUUCCUCUCUUCGUGGUUUAAGCAUUAAAUCUUAAGAGUUUUUUCCCCACUGUUCCUAAAACAACUUUUGACCAAAAAGAAGUCGGUGCAAACAAAACUGGCAAUAAUUCAGCAAAAAGAAAAUUUUUACCCUGACAGCUUUAUAUCCUUUAUGAUGUUGGUGAUGCUAUAUGUAUGAAAGAGGAGGGGUAACUAGGUAUGGGACCAUCUCUGUGCUUUACCUGAAAGUCUAGAAAGAGAGAAAGAAAAGCUUUUCUCAGGAGGACAUGUUGGUUUGUAGAAGAUAACAAAUACUCUGUGUCCUCUCUGUGGCUGUUUGCAUUGAUGUAGACGAGAGUUUUUAUUCAAUUUUGGUUUUUUCGAUUUGCCUGCUAGAGCUCCAAGGAAAGAAGCUGGAAAGAGAAAACCCCUUGUGGUAGUACUCAUACUUUAAGAGCUUGUCAUGUUUCAGUGAAUGUUUUAAACUGGAAGGUCUUGGGAUUUUUCUGGUCAAGUGCGGGUGGGGGGUCGGGGUUGUUGGGCAGGGAGGGAGGUUUAAAGGGGUGUUUUAAACCUAAUGCUAUGUUCAGUGGGUACGUUAUAUUUUUCUGUAUAGCUUUCCUCCCCUUGGAAAAAAAAGAAGUCUAUUUAUAUAUAGGCUUGUGACCUCGCUACCUCUGAUUACUCUUUUGAACUCUGUCGAUUUAGUUAAAAGUUGCUUAUGUAAUUAAUUGUAUAAAGUGUGUAGAUUAUGUAACUUCUCACCCAAUGCUUUAACCUGCCCAUCUCUCAACACAGGUUUUUGACGCUCAUAGAUUUUACACAUUCUGAUUGUCUCUAGCUGAUAUUUGUACUUGUCAAGAUAUAACUUUUCUUUUUUUUAUUAUUUUCAUGUUUUUGGGACCCAGGUCACCGUGGCCCCCAAUUCAAAGUGUACUGUAGCGUCCAGCCUGGAGCAAAUAGUGGUUCGUUGGUUAGUUUUAGAUGUAUAGUGUCCCAAAGAUCUUAUGAAUGUCGAGGAGAACUGAACUAACUAACAAACAUUGCUAGACAAGUUCAUAACCAAAGUUUUUAAAAAAAGAUGUACUUAAGAUAUAUAGCAUACUAAAUUAUUUCUCUUUUGAUUUCUUUUAUUGCUGUAUAAAACAAAAUAAGAAUUAUCUUCUAAAGUCCAGACAAAGAAAUCCAUUCUUUUUGUGAUUGUUUUGGCCAAUAACUCUGAGGCUGGUGAUGGUUCUUGUGGUUUUGCAAGGAAAAGCUUGUGCUGAUUGGUGGGCUGGUGGGGAUGUAAACACUUUACCACCUGAUGGGGUUCUGGAAGGACUGGUAAAGUCUAAGACAAGUUCACUGAGCAUGUUUAUCCCAUUUCUGUUAUUUUGUUUGUAUCCAGAGUCCUUAUCACUUUAUAUUCUCUGACUUUUAAAAACAGGACUUGAUGACAGUUUGUGUUCUGUUCAGACCAAAAAAAAAGAAAAAGAAGAAAAAAAUUAUAGGAUCUAUAAUCAGAAUUUUAAUGUGAAGUUUAAGUUACUCAAGUCUUUUCGAUUUUUCUGAGCCGAAUUUGUGAAAACUUGUCAUUUAAAAAAAAAAGGAGAAGCAGAGAUGCACUGGACAGCUUUAUAGUUAUAUCACUAAAGAUGACUUAAAUUAUUUUGAACUGUUGGUGAUGUACAUCUUUCGUUAUAUUAUUAGAUGUACCUCAACAACAGCAACCAGAGACUGGCUCUGGGUCACUUCGCCCCUUCGCUAAUUUGUACCUCAAUUUCAUCUCUUCCUGUGUACCUGAAGCUCAUAGUUCACACUGUGAUUUCAAAAACCCAACUGGACUAGAACAUGUGAGGCUGUGUAAACUUGAUACAUCAUCCUGAUGGUAAUCCUUAUCAUACUGUAAGAAGACUGUGUGCAAUUAAUUGCUAGAGCAGGGUAACAAAAACACUAGUAUCAAUCCAACAAUGCCUGGACAACAAGCUACAGCUUGUUAACUCUUACAAGCUCUGAAAAGGAGAGGAGUAUGCAGAAAAUGAGACAGCUGUGUAAGCGCUGAUGACUGCAGAAAGGUGGACAGUAGCAAGUUAGUUCUUGCUGCAAUCAAAUGUCACGAUUUUCCCAGGAAACUUCUGAUUGUACCUAAAAUAUUUGUUGUGGGGCAGCUUUGGUUAUGUGCCUACAAAGUUGUAGAUUGUUUCAGAAGGGAAAUUAAUUGCACAUUGGGAAUCGAGUUUUGAACUUCAAUAUAUUUUUUAAAUUUUUACUUCAAGUUGUGUAUUCUUCAUGGACAAAUGGUUAUAAAUAUACUGACAUUUCAAUGUAAUGCCUAAGUUUCUUGUCCCUAUUUGGGUCACAACCAACAAAUCAAUAAAGAUCAAAACUUCAAAUGUACAAAAUGGCGAAGGGGCGAAUUAUUUAGUACUCGUAGGGAAUGGCUUGUUUCUUGUUUGUCCGUUUCUCUGCCCAGUGUAUCUACUCUGAAAACUCUCACUGUGGAUCAUUAACCUUCACUACAAGUUUUUGGUAUAGGCAUUCCUCUGUAAUGUUGAAUUUUAACUACCCUCUUGAGUUUAUAUUUUUUGGUAAUAUUUCCUUCAUCCUCUUGUUAAGGUCUGUGAAAUGUUUUUACGGCGUUGCAGCUGAAGCUCCGUUUGUAGGUACCUGCAUCCUGGACUCCCAGAGUUGUUGCCUAAUUUAACAUUGACUUUCUUGUUGUUCUGCAUGGUACAUGGGAAUUUUUCACACUCCCCUCCCCCUUUCAAACAACAAACAUGUUAUUUAUCACCUGUGACCUCUCUUGGCUAAAGAGGGAGUCCUCAAUGCAUUGCCUUCAAACGUUAUUGUACUUGUCAGCACUAGGUGCACUGCAGCACGAUGUCUGUAAUGCAAAAGGUGUUUGUACAUUAUCUUUAGCCAUCUCUGCAAAGAUUUUUUUUUUGCAGCUGCAUUUGAAUGCUUGCUUGUUUUUCAAAACGAAGAAAAAAAAAACUCCAAACUGUGACCAUACUACUACUAUUACUACUAGUACUACUACUCUUCAAGUACUUCAGGGAUUGUUCUGCGUGUGUGAACACAGGCUCUCAGCUACAUUUGUUAGAUAAAGCGUAUCAGUUUCUCUGUAUUUUAGACUUUGGAGAAGCAAAAAAAACACUAGUUUCAUAUUAAGAUGAAUAGGGGGGAAUCUUUUUCAACUAACACAAAAAGCCUUGACAAAAGGCGAGGCAGCUCAAAACAGUCUACAUUUUUAGUUAGUUACACAGUACGUGCAGAAAUGGGUGCAAAGUUGUACAAAAAACCUUAGAAGAAAGAAAUAAUAAUAAAAAAUAGCUCAUACCCAAAUUCACAAACUAUUUUUUAAACCAAAGCACAUUUGAAUGAUUAUGGAACCAUGUGUGGCUCUAAAAAAAGAAAAAGGAAAAAAAAUAAACAUAUGUAUUUAUCUCAUUGUUUACAUGAACUUUUACAGUUUUACAGACCUCACUCGAGGCUCGGCCAGUCAAAGAUUUUUAUUUUACUUUUUCUCGUGUGUGCGUGUGAAAUUAAGACACUUUUCCACAGAUGUUGCUGCCAAAACAGAAGCUUAGCAUUAAACAUGGGGUGAACUGCUGCAUAUUCAAUUAGGGGGAGGGUGUGUGGUGUCUCCUCCCUGCCAGCUGGCUUUGGGGUGACCCUGCACCCCGUUCUCCUGCCCUCUGGCCCGUCUUCAGAUGGGACUUCAGGGAGUGGUGGGGGGAGUGGGCAGUGCAUCCUUGACAUAUUAAUCAAAAAGGCAUUGUUGGUCAGGGUCUGUUAGCUUAAUGUUGUCUCUGUGUUUACCCAAACACGCUCGAGGCGUUACUCCUCUGCUUAAGCCUUUCUAAAUGGUCAUCUAACAUGGUACACCUCUUACCGGCCGCUGUUUUUACAACCCAUUCGGAGAAUGUAGCAGAAUAAAAAAAAAAAUUUUUUUAAACUUCUUUCUUUUUGUUCUUUGCAUGUAAACGGGCUCAUCCGGUAGUCUUAACUGUGAAUCUUAAUUGUUUUUGUUUCACACUUUUAAAUUUUCCUGUAUUCUGUGGACAAAAGCAGCACAAACCUCUGGCUGGCCGAGCCUCGGACAACAUUGGCGCAAACACUUAUUGACAGUGUUCUCUCUGUUUUUUUUCUUCUGUUUUUUUUUUUUUUUAUCAAAUGUCUAUUGUCGGUGAUGAAUGUAUUUAUUUCCAGGGCCUGCCCUCAUCUCUCUAAAGAAUUUUCUCUGUGUGUGAGACUGAGGUGGAGGCAGGACCCCCUUUCUUUUUUUAUUGUUUUUGUUUUGAUGACUUUCAAGCUGAAUCUUAAACGAGACUCAAACAUAGCCAUUAACCACAAUCUGUGAAGAUUUUUUUUGUGUGUGUGGGAGAGCUGAUGUAUGUUUUUUCCAACUUUAAAGAAAAUGGUCUAUGGCAUUUACACCUGACAGUCUGUAGAGUUUUUUUUUUUGUUUAAUUAAGUGGGAUUUUUGCCCACAUUGUCUUGAGUUCUCACUAACUGGACACAGAGGGGAUGUGAACUUUGACCUCCUCCUGUGUGUUUGUCUGUGGACCUGAGCAGGAUGCUGUUGCUGCCUGUGCAGAGCGGAGGCUACUGUAUGUUUUAAAACGUGCUCUCCCUGGGUGUUGCCAUGCUGCUGAUGCUGAAGAAAAUAAAACUAUAUAAAGCAGAAACAUGCACAUAAUUCACGUUUUUCCUCUUGAACAUUAAGUCUCUUGUCUUAAACUUCCAUCUUUUUUUGUUUUCAGUGUCUCUUAUCUCCACUUUAGCAUAUAUGUUUUGUUUUAGAAAUGUUGGAUGAGAUAGCUUUACUAAGUGCACUUUGUAUGUUUUCUAAAGCUUCUGAGAGGACUUAGAGGUUCUCAUAGCAGUUCCAAUUUACCUGACGGUUUCUUCUUUCUCUUCUUACCUCAUCAUUGUUAUUGUUUGCUAAUACUAACUAAAACCCAUAUCAUUAUGCAGUGUUAGAAAAGCUUUAAAAUGACACAUGAAGCAGGAAACCCCUCUGAGAGAGUGUGCAGUUCUCAGUGUUCCUUUUGUUGCUCUUCAGCUACUUUUGCGAUCCACCUUUUUCUUUUAUUGGUGAUAUCACGAAGGGGCUGUUCUGUCUAGUUAUUUUGUAAGUGAUCCUUACCUUGGCAGGCUGAACCAAAGCUAGUUUAUUAAACGGCCUUCAGUGCCAUUAGACCCUGUUUUAAGCUUUAUUGCCCCUUGCUUUAUCUCGGACACACCUGACGCUUGCUUCGAGCCCUUUUGGUUCUCUGUAAUCUUUACUGCACAGAGGCCUCUAUACUCUGCUCUGCUGCAUUUUUCAGUGUUUACUGUACCUCCAGUGACACCAAAAUACCUCAAAAACUUCCAGUGUUUACAGACAAAUGCUGUCUUGCCAUUACAUUGAUACUGUUUUGUUUUUCUUGCCGUCCAUCUGUAACCAAAAAGAGUUUAUAGAACCGUAUUUUCAUACAAAACAUUUUUUUUACAUAUUUCUACGAGUUUAUUACAGCACACUGUCACCUUGCUGUGCACUACAUUCACAGACGGACAUGAUUAGCUGCUAAAUGUAAAGUUAGUACUUGAGGAGUUGAACUGCUGGAGCUGGGUAUAUCGAGCUUCUGGUUUUCUUCAAGAACAGCCUCUCAAUAAUGUAUCAGGAUCUAAGGGGCUGAGAGGCUCUGGAAUGGACCUGUAGGGUCUUUGCUGUUGAAUAAUUAAAAGGGCAAGAAUCCCUUCCCCUUUGGCAAACACGCAUCUCAUGCAAAAGGUGCACAUGCCCAGGUGCGCUUUUUUUUUUUUUUUUGCCAUGUGUUAAUGCAGACCUCCUUCAACGCAAACACAGAUGCCACUGUCUAAGUCUGCAAACGUGGCCUCUAAAACCAUGCGCACACACCACCAGUAUUUAAAGGGAGGUUUCCUGACCCUUGUUGUGGCUUUUGGCAGCACCCAGGCUGGGCUCUCUCUAUCUCUCUUUCUUUUUCCCUCUCUUUAUCUCCACUCCUCAGAGAGCUCGUAUUCAGGUCAGAGCCACCGCUGUGUAGCGAUCGGGCUCGCAAACUCAAAGUGUCAUAAAAGUGUAAUACAGCUGACCUCAGCACUCACAACCUUGCAGUCUUAAUGUACAGCAGUGAGGAAGAAUAAACUGUUAUUUUAUGAUCUUUUCAUUAAAAGCUUGAUUGAAAACCAAAAA